ACACCGCUCCCCUCCUCUGUCGUCCCCGCUGUCUAUCUUCCCUUGGACGGCCCUGCAAUAUUUUAAAACCAGACUGGUCCAAGCCUAACCUAUUAAAAAGAUCUUUAAUUCCCUCUCUUUCAAUGAAUUACCGCUCGUUGUCACAAGGAAACGAACUCACUCUCUAUCCUCCCUCUCUUUUCCUCUUGGCAAUCUCUGUGUAACGAUUGUUCCAGUUUCGAUUUUUUUUUUCAAAUUUUAUUAAUUUGUCUCUGUAUGUAUAAUUGCUGCUCGAGAUUCUAUCUUAAUUCUCUCUGUACAAGUUAGGUUUAGGGUUUUAGUUUUUCUUUUCUUCCCUAUCUAAUUUUGUUGUGAACUAAUCCUAUAUUGUAUUUCUUUUUCUUUCAAUUUAUGGGUUUGAAUUUUGAUCUUUAUUGCCAUGUAAAUUGGGAAUAAGGAAUUAGGGUUAGGGUUUUGAUUUUUAGUCUUUACGGUAAUGGAAAUGGAGAGUACCCGUAGAUCCUUCGAUAGAUCAAGGGAGCCAGGCUUGAAGAAACCUCGAUUGGCCGAUCAGCAACCAAACCUUAAUGGUCGUCCUUUUAGUCAGAGGCCAACUGCAGCACUACCUCCACCAUCGGCGGCGGCUUCUGCGAGGUUUAGGGUUAACAGUGAUGAGACUCAGAGCAAUGAUUCGAGCCGUGGCGGCGCGUAUCAGCCGCAAUCACUGCCAUAUCAGGAGCUCGUGAGUCAGUAUAAGACAGCUUUGGCGGAGCUGACUUUCAAUUCGAAGCCGAUAAUCGCUAACUUGACUAUAAUUGCUGGCGAAAAUCUCCAUGCAGCGAAGGCGAUUGCUGCUACUGUCUGCGCUAACAUUCUUGAGGUUCCCAGCGAGCAAAAGCUUCCAUCGCUUUAUCUUUUAGACAGCAUUGUAAAGAAUAUUGGGAGGGAUUACAUAAAAUACUUUGCUGCCCGACUACCUGAGGUAUUUUGCAAGGCAUACAGGCAUGUUGAUCCUUCUGUACAUGCAAGUAUGCGGCAUCUUUUUGGAACCUGGAAAGGAGUCUUCCCUCCUCAGUCACUUCAGAUGAUUGAGAAGGAACUUGGCUUUGGUUCUGGAGCUGGUUCUGGAGUAAAUGGUUCAUCAUCAGGUGCUGCAACAUCUAGGACUGAUCCACGACGUCCACAACAUAGCGUUCAUGUUAAUCCCAAGUACUUGGAAAUACAGCGCCUUCAGCAGUCAAGCAGGGCAAAAGGAACGGCAAACGACCCAACUGUUCCUGUCUCAAACUCAACUGAGGAUGUGGAGAGGCCAGAUAGACCAGCUGUUAUUGGUGCUGGGCGCCCAUGGGUGGACCCUCCUGUUAAAAUGCCUAACAUUCAACGUUCUCAUAAAGAAAUAGCAAGUGAACCUGUUCCUGGGAAGAAAAUUAGUGCUAUAUAUGGAGAACUUGAAUAUAGCUCUGAUAUCACAAGGAACCCGAGCUUGGGAAUUGGAAGAUCUAGUCUUAGGGUUGCUGAGCAGGGACAUGAAAAAUCUUGGUAUGGAGCUGGCAACAGUGUUGCAGAAACAAUAUCUGGCCAAAAAAAUGGUUUCAGUAUAAAGCAUGGUUUUCCAAAUUUCUCAACAUCCAAAUCUCCCAAUGUUGAUUUGCAUCUACAAUCAACACAGAGCAUUGUGACUAAAAGCAGCAGCACAAUAUCUCCUAGCUGGAAGAAUUCUGAGGAAGAAGAAUUUAUGUGGGAUAUGCACUCUAGGUUAUCAGAACAAGAUGCUCUCUCUAACAACUCCAGGAAAGAUCAUUGGACUCCUGAUGUUUCAGAAAAAUUGGAGUUUGAGAAUCAACUCAGAAAACCACAAAGUGCACAAGAGGUUAUGUCAAGGUUUGAUAGAGAGACUGCCUCUGAUUCGUUAUCCACUGAGCAGAAAGAACAGGUUUCUUUUGGGCAUCAUUUGUCCUCACCAUGGCGGUUGAAAGAGUCCCAAUCAACAGAUGGGCUGAUAAUUUCUGGCACUUCUUCUAUUAAUACAAGUCAUGCUGAAGGCUAUUCUGCUGCACUUGGUGGGUUGCCUUUGAAUUCAAGUUCCACUGUGGCCAGAAUGUCAGUUCGACCUCAAAUUGGAACCUCAGGCUCCGGUUUAUUGGCAAACACAUCAUUAGGAUCUGCUGGAACCUUGGGGCAGAAAAGAUUUCAGUCUCUAGGAUCUGGAUCACCAUCUGGACAGUCACCCAUGCGCCAACAUUCACCCUCACCUUCAAUUCCAGUACGUUAUCCACAUCAACAAUUGCAAAAUUCAGUCGACCAGGAUCUCCCACAAUUGCAGUCAUUGAUUCGUCCUGAUUUCAAGGCACAUCAGUUGUCAGGAAAUUUACUGAAGAAUACGAAUGUUCAGCUUGCUAACUUGCAAAAACUACAACCUGAAGAGUUGCCAACAUCAUCUCCUUCAUUACCUUCUUUUCAACAAACCCGCCAGAAUCCUAUUUCACAGCCACGACAAGCAGACUCGAAGCAGUCUGAACACUCUGGGCAGAUUCAAAAGCCACACCUUCCUCUGGUUUCCAAAGUUGGUAGUCCAUCAACUUCAGGAAGUUCUGCACCAGAUCAUUCAACUCCACUUCGUGCAGAAACUUCAGGACAAUCAAGCACAAGCAGUUUGUUGGCUGCUGUUAUGAAUAGUGGAAUUCUCUCUAAUAUAGGUACUGAUGGCCUUACUAGUCGAAGUUUUCAGGAUAUUGGUAAAAAUUCCUCGCAGUUAAAGGUUCAACCUCCUCUUCCCAGUGGUCCUCCCCCUUCCCAAAUUACAUCUUCUGAUCUGAGAGUUGCAUCAGCAUUUGCUCCUCAGUCUCCCGAUAAUGCAUGUGCUAGCUCAAGUGUUUCUCAUAGGAAAAAAGAGCUGCCGCCGCUGCCUUCUGGUCUUCCACCUUCAUCUGUACAAGCUUCAAAUGCAGGAGAUAAGGUCUCGAACCCCAUAUCAAACCUGUUGAGCUCAUUAGUUGCCAAGGGUUUAAUAUCAGCCUCAAAGUCAGAUACAUCUCCUCCCUUGCAAUCUCAAACGUCUACCCAAUCACUGACAAAGAAACCAAGCAUUACUAACUCUAGCACCACAACUACUUCCUCUCUUCCAGAGUCUUCUGCUAUUCCUCAUUCAUCAACCUCAGAUGAAGAAUCUUUGCCCAAACCUGAUGUCAAAAGCUCCGUUGGACUGCCGGAACCCACUUCAACAGAGAUAAAAAGUCUCAUAGGAUUGGAGUUUAAGUCAGAUGUAAUACGGGAAUUACAUCCACCUGUUAUAAGUGCACUCUUUGAUGACCUUCCACAUCAGUGCAGCAUUUGUGGUCUUAAACUUAAGCUCAAAGAAAGGCUUGAUAGGCACUUGGAGUGGCAUACUUGGCAGAAGCAUGAACCAGAUGGUAUACAUAGGUUUUUGAGGAGAUGGUAUGCAGAUUCAGGGGACUGGAUUACCAGAAAGGCAGAACUUCCUUUUGGAGUCGAGUCUUCCAUUUUCGUGGAUGAGUUUGGAAAGACAAUGGAGGAGAAUGAACCUAUGGUUCCCGCAGAUGAAGAUCAAUGUGUGUGUGUUUUGUGUGGUGAUCUUUUUGAAGAUUACUAUAGUCAUGAAAGGAAGACAUGGAUGUUCAAAGCAGCAGUGCACUUGACAUUUCCUUCCGGAGAUGGUGAUACAGGGAGUGAGAAUGAGAAUGUUGAUGGUCCCAUCGUGCAUGCCAAUUGUAUAUCAGGAAGUUCAUUUUAUGACUUGGGACUGGCAAGUGGUAUUAAAAUGAAAAAGGAUGGAUGAUGCUUCAAUUUAAAAAUGGGACACCAUGACUGGUUGGCGCUUGGCAGCUAGAAGCUGAGGAAUUUCAGGUUCUUAGUGUAAGUUUUGUGAAUGGUCAUAUGAAUGCUAAUUUUGUUGUGCAUCAAAAAUGGUGCUGAGAGCUGUCUUGUAAUUUUCCCUGCUUGUUUUUAUCUUUUUUCCCCUCAUUUAUAGAGAAGUACAUAUAAAUGCAAGAUAGUUUUCACCUCAACUUUCUUCACUAAUGUGGUUGAUUUGUUGUUCUUUGAUGGUUGUUUUUGAAAUUACUGAAGUGGGUCAGCAAUUGAUAAGUUGAAACCAUCAUCUGAUGCGAGCAACAAAAGGAAAAAAAGCACUGGCAUUUUCUCAUUCAGCUUUCACAACUGGCUCAUGAGCCUUUUGUAUCAACUAGAAUAUGAAACUGCUGCUUUUUAUGAUAUUUUCUUGUUGCUUUCUUGAUUUCUAUAUUUUAUUGGAUAUGGUAUGACUAUGUUAUUGAAUCGUUUGUUAUACAAAUUGUUAAUGAGACAUUAAUAAUGUAAUAUCCGUAUUUGUUUUCCUGAC
Messenger RNA from Jatropha curcas, 4336 nucleotides. The record is from RefSeq and is a predicted model, not a curated record. NCBI's taxonomy places the organism in Eukaryota, Viridiplantae, Streptophyta, Magnoliopsida, Malpighiales, Euphorbiaceae.